GCAAAUGACAAUAGGCAUAUUUUUGUAGAGGUUGCACGUAACAGCUCCAAUAUGCUCAUGGUGGAAUAUAUAUACUAUGUGCACUCCAUGUACAAAUAUGAUGCACAAACACCAGUGGAUAUUGGAUUAUAUACUCUGGAAAAUGUAGGAUAUGCGCGUUGGACUGGAUUGUGAACCAGGAUAUAGUGGGGGAAUAUUGACCAGGUUAUAUUUAGGCGCGGGGAGUGGAUCUCUAAAAUUAGUAAGUUGAUUUGAUUAUGAUCUGGAGAUGAUUGAGAAUCGGAACGCCGUGAUUAAGAUAAAAAGCGAUCACCCCCUUUUUGAGGACGGAAGUAAAGUGAUGAAAUUGACCGAAGCCAAAGGACUACAAGGACUGCUUUAUGUUUUGAUGUGAAGUACACAACAUUUUACAUGUUUGAACGCGAUGGAUCGAAGCACCAUACAGGAUGUGUGAAGAAGAUUUUUUAGUAGUUUGGAAACAGGUUCAAGUUAAGAUGUGGACGGAAUUACCUUUUAACUAGCGAUAUUCGUCAAAGUGGACUGCACUAACUCAGGCCGGUGAAUCCCCUCUCUUGUUCGUUUCUUCGUGAUCCAUAGCUAGGCUUUAAGGAUAUGUACAUGUAAGAUCUCGAGUCGCUUUCUUCAAGUUAAAUAGCCCCUCGGUCAGACUUGCAGUUGUAAAUACUUCUUGACCAUACACGACUAGCUCGACAAUGACGAAUGCGAGCACGACCACGGAUAAUCCAUCAUCGCUGACCACGGAUAAUCCAGGAGUGUCGGCACCGGAUGAUCUCAUCUUCGGGAUAUGUGCGGUCAUUGCCAUCAUCAUUCUGUUCGGCAUCAUCCUAGUACUGGUCCUUCAUCUGUGGAGAAAUACGAGAAAACGACAGCAUCUGAUCUCGGGUAAAACUAAGGAUGAUCCUGAUACACUAGAGAUGACCAUGGCCAAAACGAAUACUGAUGCAGAGGCGAUGGCCAAUGGAAAUGGUUCCGCUUCCCACGGCAAUGGGGAGAGGGUUCUGAGCUAUUACCAUAAUUACGAGAAAAGUACACUGACUGGGGACUCCAAGCCCACUGGUAUGUCUCUGGAUGAAUUCACCGUUUAUGUUCACAAAAACAGACAGUCCUUAGAACUCAUCGAGGAAUUUGAGGCUCUCCCAGGUGUGAAUGCAGAAUUACAAACCUAUGCAAAAGAAGAAGAGAACAAACCAAAGAAUCGAUAUCGAAACAUUCUUCCAUAUAACAAUUCUCGUGUUGUGUUAGAAGUCAUAGACGAAGACCCAUAUUCAGACUACAUUAAUGCAUCCUAUAUAGACAGUUUUACCAAAGAAAAGGCGUACAUAGCUUCACAAGGUCCGAAGAAGAACACUAUCAAUGAUUUCUGGAGGAUGAUAUUGCAGGAAAACAUCAAAGUCAUUUCCAUGGUAACAAAACUUGAAGAAGGUCUUAAGGCAAAAUGUGAUUGCUACUGGCCAGACAUUGGAAAUGAUGCCAAAUAUGGUGACAUAUGCGUCAAAUCUAAGAAUAGAGAGGAAAGAGAUUUCGGAGUCAUCCGAAGCUUCAUUAUAUUCAAGGCUUAUGAAGAUAGAAGACAAGUAACCCACUUCCAAUUCACCAAGUGGCCCGAUAAAUCCGUUCCUAAGCAGACAUCACUCUUCUUGAGGUAUAUGCGAGAGGUGAAGAAUGCACAUCAACUGGACGAUUCAGCCCCUCUCCUAGUCCACUGCAGUGCUGGGAUAGGUCGUUCAGGUGUUCUCAUAGCCAUGGAUAGCGUGGUCGACCAGGCCAAUAAAACUGGUAAGGUGAAUGUCCAUGGAUUCGUUCAGGCGAUGCGAGACUGCAGACAAAAUAUGGUUCAAACAGAUGAGCAAUACGUCUUCCUGCACGAAGCGGUUCUCGAGUCUUUGGUUUGUGAGGAUACCCGGAUACCCGUCGAAGAAUUUGAUAUCCGACUUCAGAAGCUGACGCAACAACCAUCGGAAAGGGGUGAUACACUACUUGCUAAGGAAUUCAAGACGUUAUCCAAGAUUAGUCCGGAUCCGAAUCCACUUGCUAUCCGAACCGGUAGUAAACUCGAAUGUCGAAAGAAAAAUAGAGACAGCUCCAUAUUACCCAUUGAAAGAAAUCGUGCAAUGCUUCAAACCUGGUUCCCAAACGAACCUUGUGGAGACUAUAUCAACGCUAGCUUUGUCAAAUCACAAGGGAGCGAUACUUCACUGUACUACAUUGUAACGCAGAUGCCACUUCCAGAGACUGUUGUUAAUUUCUGGUGUCUUGUAUAUGACUACAAACCUACAACUAUCGUCAUGCUAAACCAACUCGACAAAACCGACUCGACGAUAGCUCAGUAUUGGCCUGACGGAGGUUCGGUCCAGUAUGGUCCGUUCACAAUCUCUACAACAUCGGUGGAAAAACACAUCGGUAUGAUCGUCAGGACGUUACAAGUUCAACUCACGGAAACACAGAAUGUGCGUGUAAUCCGUCAAUACCAGUUCCUUGGUUGGCCCGGUGAUAACAAGCUCUUGAAUGAUCAGAGCAAAGGACUAUUAAUACAACUCAUACAGGAUGUGUAUCAGUCAUCAUCAUCAUCACAAGAUGACAACCAUUCCAAAGUUUUGGUCCAUUGCAUGAAUGGGGCUGGUCGUAGCGGUGUAUUCUGUACUCUCAAGGCAUGCAUGGAUCAGGUCACCGAAGAGGGCGCUGUCGAUGUCUUUCAAACCGUCAAAACUCUUCGGGUGGAUAGGAUGAGGAUGGUCCAUACCGAGGAGCAGUACCUUCUCUGCUACGAAAUCAUCCAGGAGUUCCUCAAACAAAGAGAAGAAGGUGAUAAUACGGAGGACGAAGUUGAUAUCGGCGAGGUCGAUAGCGGUACUCAAACCGUCGACGAAAUGGAGCUGGAAACAGGGCACGUGUAUCAGAAUCGUGCAUUCAUUAAGGAUUGAUAUAGGGUAGCGAUCCACUCUCCUUCACCGUGAAGAGAAUUUCGGGGAGAAAUUAUUGUGAACAAUCUUUUAAACCUAUCACCUCUUCUUCAUUUCUGAUUGACUGGCAAGCACAUUUCCUCUGGUAACUGUUGGAUAGAACAUACUUUGUCGGAUAAGACACCCGAUAAGUUCUUUCACGAAACCUUCUCCAGGUCGUUCCAUCCAUGAAAAUAAUUGGUUUUAGAUUUUGGAACUUUCGAUUGAUAACAUUUUCUUCGUCCAACUGAAGAGAAGGGGCUGCAAAAAAAAAACCGACAAUAGACUACCAUUAUUGCAUAACAUUAGUACACGAGCCAUUACUUUCUCACGGCUAGACAUUGACCUUGGUGUUUGCAUUAAAUCUAU
Lytechinus pictus (painted urchin) is the source of this 3329-nucleotide messenger RNA. RefSeq names its product receptor-type tyrosine-protein phosphatase alpha-like. The coding region runs from base 714 to 2942 and encodes 742 amino acids. Gene Ontology annotation, biological process: protein dephosphorylation. The transcript has 19 exons. The record is from RefSeq and is a predicted model, not a curated record. NCBI's taxonomy places the organism in Eukaryota, Metazoa, Echinodermata, Echinoidea, Temnopleuroida, Toxopneustidae. Gene Ontology annotation, molecular function: protein tyrosine phosphatase activity.